AUGAAGAACCAAGAGUUUUCGGGUUCGUCAGAGCUGUCCGAUGGAUGCGAUGCGACAGAAACACCCACUGGCUCAGAAGCCCUCCAGACGCCCGAAGUUCACGAGGACGAGCCCGCGGAGCCUGACGAGCCAGAGAAACCCGAAGAAGCCCACCAGCAAGGCCAGCGAGACCAGCUCAACGAGUUCUCCGAGCCCUACGAACUCUACGAGCCCUACGAACCCUCUGAGUUCCAGGCUCCUCGUGCUCUCCGUGCUCCCCAGGAGCCCGAGGACCUCUAUGAACUCUGCGAGUUUUACGAGCCCUGUGAGCCCCGAAAGCCCCAAAAGUGCCAUGAACCUUAUGAAUCCUAUGAACCCUACGAGUACUACCAGCCCUACGAGCCCCAUGCACCCUGCGAGCCCCAGGAUCCCUCUGCGCCCCGUGAGUCCCAGGAGCCCUUUGCGCCCCGCAAGCCCCAGGAGCAUCAUGCGUCCCGGAAGCCCCGCAAGCCCAGCACAUCCCGGAAGUCCCAGGGGCCCCAGGCUCCCCGAGAGCCCUACAAGGCCCACGAAGCUGAGCUGCUUCCCAGGACCACCAUGAUGAUGGCCCCAUCUCUGGUGACCAAAUUCCAGCCACGGAUUCCCCUGUCUACCUUGAGCGGUAGGUCUCCUGUUCCCCGUGAGUUAGCAAGGAAAUGCUUUUUUUCUAGGAAGAGGAUGAAAGCUCUUUCUAAGCCUAAAAAACAAUGGAGAGCCCCAGAUAGAAAACUGCUUUGGGGAAAUCAAGACCCUAUUCGCCCUAUUUGCCGUACUGCUUUGAAGAAUCAGCUGACCAGAAGACUUGAGAACCUUGCCCAGCCCAAGGAAGUCUCCCACAGAUAUGUACCUAACAGGGCUCAAUAUUAUUACAGCUGCGGCAGAGAGUCCCUAAUCUGGGAUAUACCUACUCCUGUACUGUUAAUAAAACCUUCCAAAAGGAUCCGGAAGCUGGCACAGCCCAACAAAUUCAAGAACGUGUAUCUAAUAAAUAGGUCCUUCAGUGAUUCCUUAACAGAGUCUCUUGAAAUGUCUGGUCCUUCUCCCCGGAUAAUACGACUCUCAAUAGCCAAAGAAUUAGAUCCAGACUAUGUUCCUCCAAAAUCUAUUGAAACCAAGAUUCCAGUUUCUUCCCUGAAUGCUGUUGCAACUCAAAGAAUUAUAGACCUUGCUCACCCAAAGAUCAAAAUAGAGGGUCUGUGCUACCCAAGAGAAAGAUGUGAUAUGCCCAUUCGUCCUAUAUCCCAAGCUGCCUUGCUAGCCAAACCUAGCCCUCGAAUAAUAGCUCUAGCUAAGCCCAAACCUCUUCAUGAAGAUUAUUUACCCAACCGUGAUCCUUCCUGGCCAGUGUCUUAUGCUGCUUUGCAUUCCAAAGUAACUCCCAGAAUUAAAGAACUAGCUAAUCCAAGCGCAAGGACUCCUGUGCAUUUUGUGUACUACGAUCCAGAGGUCUUUAAAGUCAAGCCAGCUGCUUUGAAAGCACAGUGUCCUCCAAGGAUCCUGCAGUUGGCAGAACCUAUUACACAUUAA
Molossus molossus (Pallas's mastiff bat) is the source of this 1545-nucleotide messenger RNA. It is a transcript of the gene SPMAP2L, whose product is annotated as theg spermatid protein like. NCBI's taxonomy places the organism in Eukaryota, Metazoa, Chordata, Mammalia, Chiroptera, Molossidae. The record is from RefSeq and is a predicted model, not a curated record. Bases 1 to 1545 code for a protein of 514 amino acids. The transcript has 9 exons.